GGGCAUUUUCGUAGUUCCACGUCGCUCCGGAGCGAAGAAGAGGAGCUGCGGUUUCCUCUCUGAAAGAGCAGUUUCCGGAGUUAGGGAGAGAGACAGCGAGCGAGAAACAAGUAUAGAGAGAGAGAGAGAGUGUGUGUGUGUGUGUCUAUUCCGGAUUGGUGUGGGGUUCGAGCGACAUUAGAAACUAGAGAUAGAGAGAGAGAGAAACUGGAGAGAAAAGAAGUGUGUGUGUGUUUAGAGAGAGUUAAUAAGAGGGCGCUUUUUAGUAACGCCGCCGUUCUCUUUUCCCUCCUCCAUCUCUCUCUCUGUCUCUCUCCUCUCGCUUACGCCCUCGGCCACUGCUUUAAUGGGGGGUUUAAUUCAAUAGAUAACUCCCCACCCCCCCCUCACCUUUUAAGGUGGAUUAAUUGGUGCGUUUUUGCGAUCCCAAUAAACUAUUCUUCUUCUUCUUCUCCAUCAUCACUACCACCACCACCUCUUCCACCCAGUAGAGCUUGAGCUUCUGCUUCUGCUUCUGCUUCUGCUGCUUCGGGUUCUGGUUGUGGUUCUGCACAGCGACGCGGCGGCUAUGGCUUCAGGCGGAGGAGAGGAGCUGUUCGAGGAGCUGUGGCGCGCGUGCGCGGGGCCGCUCGUGGAGGUCCCGCGCGUGGGCGAGAGGGUCUUCUACUUCCCCCAGGGCCACAUGGAGCAGCUGGAGGCGUCGACCAACCAGGAGCUGGACCAGCAGAUCCCGCUCUUCAAUCUCCCUUACAAAAUCCUCUGCCGUGUCAUGAACAUUCAGCUAAGAGCUGAACCUGAAACGGAUGAGGUUUACGCUCAGAUCACUCUACAACCAGAAGCAGAUGACAAUGCGCCGGGAAGCCCGGACCCGUGCCCGCCGGAGCAGGCGCGGCCGGCCGUGCACUCGUUCUGCAAGAUCCUGACGGCCUCCGAUACGAGCACGCACGGCGGAUUCUCCGUCCUGCGCCGGCAUGCCACCGAAUGCCUCCCUCUUCUGGACAUGUCGCAGCCGACUCCGACUCAAGAGCUGGUUGCUAAGGAUCUCCAUGGAUUUGAGUGGAGAUUCAAACACAUAUUCAGAGGUCAACCGCGCCGGCAUCUUCUCACUACGGGUUGGAGUACCUUCGUCACUUCCAAAAGGCUGGUCGCUGGCGAUGCAUUCAUAUUCCUAAGAGGUGAGAAUGGAGAGCUGCGUGUUGGAAUAAGGCGUCUUGCGCGCCAACAAAGCACUAUCCCGGCAUCAGUAAUAUCGAGCCAGACCAUGCAUCUUGGAGUUCUUGCGACUGCAUCGCAUGCUGUUGCGACGCACACGCUCUUCACGGUCUUCUACAAGCCGAGGACGAGUCAAUUCAUCAUCAGUUUGAACAAGUAUUUGGAAGCUGCCAAAAGUGGAUUUGUGGUGGGCGUGCGUUUCAAGAUGAGAUUCGAAGGAGACGACGUCCCUGAGAAGAAUUUUUCCGGAACUAUAGUUGGGGUUGGGGAUCUCUCUUCUCAAUGGAAAGAUUCUGAAUGGAGAUCGUUGAAGGUCCAAUGGGAUGAACCUGCUAAUAUUCACCGUCCGGAGAAGGUUUCUCCAUGGGAGCUCGAGCCUUUCAAUGCCACAACUGCGCCUGUUUUAAGCGCCCCUCAGCCUGUGCUGUCGAAGAACAAAAGACCUCGGCAACCCACGGACAUUUCAGAAUUGCAAAUGAUCGGUGUGGAGCAAAAUCAACCUUUCUGGUACUCGGGGUAUACCCAGUCGCAUGACCUUACUGCAUUAAGUAGUACGGAAAACAAGGCAAAUACUGUCACGAAGAACGGUGCGAGUUCUCUUGAUCCAGUAGUAAGGGAUAAUUGGUUGAAGGACUUCCAUUCUCCUAUGAAGAGCCCGGCAUCUUCACUAACAGAUGUUUCUCUAAAGCUUUUCCAUGACCGUAAUGAAGAAACUGUGGUUGCUUCGACGGAUUAUAUGACGGAAGAGCCCAUGCUGAAGUUGUGCACUGGCAUAGAAGAACAGAAGAAGCCCGAAAGUGUUAGCGGAGGUUGCCGACUCUUUGGGAUUAACUUGGUGAGUCCCGUGAAAAGUACUUCUGAGAAGCCAAAUUUAGCACCAGUGUGCACAUCAGUUGCGGCGGUCAAGGAUCCUUCUAGCAAGGGAACUGGUUCAAUUGAAGACUUAGAUCGGCAGUCGGCGCUUUCCAAAGUUUCGAAAGAAUUGAAGCAAGGGAUUCAAGAAAUUCCUAAGGAGAUCCAGAGUAGGCAAAACUGUUCAAUCCGAAGUCGCACUAAGGUUCAAAUGCAAGGCAUUGCGGUCGGUAGAGCUGUUGAUCUGACCGUCCUGGAUGGCUAUGAUGAAUUAAUAUCAGAACUCGAGCUGAUGUUUGAGAUCCAAGGAGAGCUUCAACGCCGCGACAAAUGGCAAGUGGUCUUUACGGAUGAUGAGGGUGAUAUGAUGCUUGUAGGAGACGACCAUUGGCAGGAAUUUUGCAAGAUGGCCAAGAAGAUCUUCAUCUACACGAGCGAAGAGGUGAAGAAGAUGAUGCCUAGAAGGAAAUUUCCCAGUCUUCCUGCAAAUGAGGGGGAAGAAGCGAGAACCCGAACCCGAACCACAGCCCCCCUCCAUCAAGAGGAGCUUAAAGAUGAAGCAUAAAUCGGAACAUUUGAGCUGAAAGGUGGUUAAUUUUAUUUCAUCCUUUCACUCAUAACCUGUCGUAUUUUCGUCCUUCUAUUGCCGUUAUUCUAACUCAAUAUAGGUUGCUUGAGGUAGAUUCAACGCAACCAACUAUUAGUAGCUUAAAUUCAAUAAUAUAUUUCCUUGGUAGAAUUUGAAAGGAAAUUUGGUUGCUGGGUCUCAUAGAACUAAGUAAUUAUGGGUAGCUAGUUUUUGCUCCAGUGGAGCAUGAGGUUGGAGAGAGAAAUAUUUGGACUUUGUGUGAAUACUGUAUGUUUUAGGUCUAUGCUUUGAGUUGGUGAUUCUCUUUUAAAGUUUGUGUUGUACCUUUUGGUCUUUAUUCCUAACCCUAAUGUUGGGUGCAUGCUUGAAUUGUACUUGUAAAUAUAUAUAUAUAUAUAUAUAUAUCAUUAAAUAGUGCAUAUGUAAUGUAUGCUUUAUGUUA
Molecule: messenger RNA, 3095 nt
Organism: Ananas comosus (pineapple)
Lineage: Eukaryota; Viridiplantae; Streptophyta; Magnoliopsida; Poales; Bromeliaceae
Product: auxin response factor 11-like
Exons: 14
Coding region: 569-2629 (686 amino acids)
Biological process (GO): regulation of DNA-templated transcription; response to hormone
Cellular component (GO): nucleus
Molecular function (GO): protein binding; DNA binding
Source: RefSeq, a predicted model, not a curated record